Molecule: messenger RNA, 1025 nt
Organism: Zea mays
Lineage: Eukaryota; Viridiplantae; Streptophyta; Magnoliopsida; Poales; Poaceae
Product: polyadenylate-binding protein 2
Exons: 5
Coding region: 134-817 (227 amino acids)
Molecular function (GO): poly(A) binding
Source: RefSeq, a predicted model, not a curated record
GCCCUCGAGGCCCCAGUCCAUUCCCUAAUAAUCGGCUAUCCUGUCAGUUUCCCUCUCCCCUCCCGAAACCGGAUUCCGUACCGAAUCUGGUCUCGCCUUGGAGCCGAGGUUGCACGCGGUUCGUCCUGCGGCCAUGGAGGACGAGGAGCACGAGGUGUACGGACAGGAGAUCCCUGUUGACGGCGAGGACGUCGACAUGUCCGCCGGCGACGACGCGACCAAGGUACCGCUCGACGCCCAUUCACACCCGACGCCGCUUCCUCGUCGCCCAAACCCUAGCGGUGGUACUGACCCCUCCCAUGCGCAGCUUCAGGAGCUCGAUGAGAUGAAGCGCCGGCUCAAGGAGAUGGAGGAGGAAGCCGCCGCGCUCCGCGAGAUGCAGGCUAAGGUCGCCAAGGAUAUGCAAGAUCCCAAUGCAACCACAUCUGAAAACAAAGAGGAGAUGGAUUCUCGGUCGGUAUUCGUUGGAAAUGUUGACUAUGCAUGCACUCCAGAAGAAGUGCAGCAGCAUUUCAAUUCUUGUGGAACUGUUAACAGAGUGACAAUCCUGACUGACAAGUUUGGGCAACCAAAAGGUUUUGCUUAUGUGGAAUUUGUUGAAGUUGAAGCUGUUCAGGAAGCUAUUAAGUUGAAUGAAUCAGAAUUGCAUGGUCGCCAGCUCAAGGUGGCACCGAAGAGGACUAACGUUCCUGGGAUGAAGCAACCCCGCGGUCGAGGUUUCAAUCCAUACCGGCCAUAUGGUUAUAGUCCUUAUGGUUAUGGCUAUGGCUACGGGAGAUUCCCCAGAUUCCGCCGCCCGCGAAGACCUUAUUUUUGAAGCUCGUAUGUCCAUAUGGUUUGCAGAACAUGGACGAUGAGACGGCUUGACCUUAUAUUCCCGCGUCCUAUUACUUCAUAGCUUAUUCGGGAUGUUCUCAGACAUGUUAUUCCCAUAUUGACGAUGCUUAAGAUUUGUACUGUAUUGUUUCAGUGACAGUUACGCAAAACGAUUAUGAUCUAGUUACGCGGAAAGGUACUGUUGUGAC